Messenger RNA from Solanum lycopersicum (tomato), 648 nucleotides. Lineage: Eukaryota; Viridiplantae; Streptophyta; Magnoliopsida; Solanales; Solanaceae. The record is from RefSeq and is a predicted model, not a curated record.
AUGGAGCGGGAUUCCAUACGAUUAGUUCGUAAAUGUCAUGAAUGUCAAAUACAAGGUGAUUUGCUACACUCUCCUCCUUCUGAGUUGCAUGCAAUGUCUGCUCCAUGGCCUUUCAUGGCAUGGGGAAUGGAUGUGAUUGGACCGAUAGAACAAAAAGCAUCGAAUGGUCAUAGGUACAUCUUCGUGGGCAUUGAUUAUUUUACAAAGUUGGUGGAAGCAGUAACUUUCAAGUCAGCGACCAAGAAGGUCGUGGUGAAUUUCAUCCAUUUCAACAUCAUCUGUCGAUUUGGUAUUCCAAAGGUUAUUAUAACUGAUAACACCACAAAUCUCAACAGCCUUUUAAUGCAAGAGUUGCCUAUUUCUUUGUUGAGUUAUCGCACUACAGAUCGUACAUCGGUGGGCGCUACCCCAUUUUCACUGGUAUACGGGACUGAGGCAGUUAUACCUGUAGAGAUUGAGAUCCCAUCUUUACGAAUCAUUGUGGAGGGUGAAAUUGAUGAUGAUGAAUGGAUCAAAACUCGGUUAGAGCAAUUAAGUUUUAUUGAUAAGAAGCGUCUGACAUCAGUAUGUCAUGGACAGUUAUUUCAGAAAAGAAUGUCACGGGCAUACAACAAAAAGGUGCGUCCCAGACAUUUUGAAGAGGGUUAA